This is a messenger RNA of Solanum dulcamara, 2045 nucleotides long. Its product is annotated as tubby-like F-box protein 8. Lineage: Eukaryota; Viridiplantae; Streptophyta; Magnoliopsida; Solanales; Solanaceae. The record is from RefSeq and is a predicted model, not a curated record. The transcript has 5 exons. Bases 535 to 1815 code for a protein of 426 amino acids. Gene Ontology annotation, molecular function: protein binding.
UCUUCUGUCUUUGCUAAAGAUCUCUGAAUUUUGAUAAUAGUUCUUCUUUCUAAGGCACAGAUCUCUGAUUCUGAUUCUGAUUCUUGUUUUUAACCAUCAGAUCUUGUCUUUUAGGCUAUCUUUAUUUGUGUCAUCUUUCAAUUUUUAGCCUUUCUGUAUUCAAAAUGUGUAGGAACUCUUGGGUUUUAGGCUUUUAUUUAUGCCAGUUUUUUUCUGGAUCCCUUUUCUAAAAUUUGCUCUAGGCUUCGCAUCUUCUGGUUUUGUUCCUUAAUUUGAUAUUAACUGGUACUAUAAUGUUUGUGUCUUUAUGGAUUUAUUUAUUUUUGUAGAGAAAGUUAUUCUCUUGGUUUCUGCAGGAGUGCCAAAAUUAGCUUAUAACUCUUUUAACAGCUGUGUCCUUUGACAAGUUUGCUUCUGCUAACUGGAAAAGCUUUAUAUUUUAAGGAAGGGAAGAGAGAGAGAGAGAGAGAGAGAGGGAGGGAGAACUACCAUUUAUUCUGGUGUUUGGGCAUCUGUCUAUAGUUUUGCUAUUAGAUGUCGUUCCGCAGUAUAGUUCGAGAUGUAAGAGAUAGUUUUGGCAGCUUAUCCAGGAGAAGCUUUGAAGUAAGGCUCUCUGGACAUCAAAGGGGUAAAUCACACGGUUCAUUUCAUGACUUAAGUGACCAGCCACCUGUUAACCAGAACAGUUGUUGGGCUAAUCUCCCACCCGAACUACUUUUUGAUGUAAUCAGAAGAUUAGAAGAGAGCGAGAACUCAUGGCCUGCCCGUAAGCAUGUCGUAGCAUGUGCUUCAGUUUGCAGGUCAUGGAGGACUAUGUGCCAGGAAAUUGUUAGAAGUCCUGAAGUUUGUGGAAAGCUUACUUUUCCAAUAUCGUUAAAGCAGCCUGGGCCUCGUGAUGGAAUGAUUCAAUGCUUCAUCAAGAGGGAUAAAUCUAAUUUGACUUACCAUCUUUUCUUGUGUCUCAGUCCUGCUUUAAUAGUUGAAAAUGGAAAAUUCCUUCUCUCUGCAAAGAGAACAAGGCGGACUACUUGCACGGAGUAUGUUGUCUCAAUGGAUGCAGAAAACAUCUCACGAUCUAGCAACACUUACAUUGGAAAAUUAAGGUCAAAUUUUCUGGGUACAAAAUUCGUUAUAUAUGACACACAGCCUCCAUACACCUCUGCAAACAUCCCGCCUCCAGGCCGCACAAGCCGCAGAUUCUAUUCCAAGAAAGUCUCUCCUAAAGUCCCAACUGGAAGCUACAGCAUAGCCCAGAUCAAAUACGAGCUAAAUGUUCUUGGAACACGGGGUCCACGGAAAAUGCACUGUGUCAUGCACUCGAUUCCUUCCUCAGCAGUUGAUGUGGGUGGCUCAGUGCCUGGACAACCGGAGCUUCUCCCAAGGUCCCUUGAGGAUUCAUUCCGGAGUAUCUCUUUCUCAAAGUUACUCAAUCAUUCUGCUGAGUUCAGUAGCUCACGGUUUUCCGAUAUUGUUAGAGCAUCAUCCAGUGCGGAAGAUGAUAGUAAGGUGAGACCCUUGGUUCUAAAGAACAAGUCACCGCGUUGGCAUGAACAACUGCAAUGUUGGUGCCUAAAUUUUCGAGGACGGGUGACAGUUGCAUCUGUAAAGAAUUUUCAGUUGAUAGCAGCCAACCAACCACCUGCUUUGGGACCGACAACCUCUCGGUCAAGUCAAUCAGAUCAUGACAAAGUCAUCCUGCAAUUUGGCAAGAUAGGGAAAGAUAUGUUUACUAUGGAUUACAGGUAUCCCCUAUCUGCGGUUCAGGCUUUUGCUAUAUGCUUGAGCAGCUUUGACACCAAAUUGGCAUGUGAAUAGAUGAUUAGGAUGGAUACUAAAAGAAAUUAACCGCAAUUGACUUUGUUCUGGAUAUAUUAUGCCUACUUUAUUUUCCUUUUCGCCAGUAGAAUUAGGGGUUGUCCCUAAUCUUUCAUCUUGUAAAAAGACCUGAUUAUAAUAGUGGCCCUGAUACAUUUAUUUAAAGCCACAAAUGAAUGUUAUUGCUACUCCGUGUCCAGCAUGCUUAUGCUCUGGACUCUCUUAGGGGU